AUAUAUAAGUGGGUGUGUGGUUAGAUAUUUUUUUGUAGUUUGGGUUCUUGUGUCAAACUUAAAAGAGUAGCAAAUUCCGAUAACGAAGAGGAUGGCCGGUCAACCAGAGAAGAAGCCAGAAUCUGUCUACGACUUUACUCUAAAGGAUGCAAAGGGAAAUGAUGUUGAUCUUAGUACCUACAAAGGGAAGGUCCUACUUAUCGUGAAUGUUGCGUCCAAAUGCGGUUUGACUGAUUCAAACUACAAAGAUCUCAAUCAUUUACAUGAGAAGUACAAAGAUCAAGGCCUGGAAAUAUUGGCAUUUCCUUGCAAUCAAUUUGGUGCGCAAGAACCAGGGAGCAACAAUGAGAUUGUAGAAUUUGCUUGUACGCGUUUCAAGUCAGAGUUCCCUAUCUUUGACAAGAUUGAAGUGAAUGGCGAAAACACAUCUCCUUUUUAUAAGUUCUUGAAAUCAGCCAAGUGGGGAUUACUUGGGGACAAUAUCCAGUGGAAUUUUGCUAAGUUCCUCGUUGAUAAGAAUGGCCAGGUUUCUGAUCGCUAUUAUCCUACCACAUCUCCUCUCUCAAUUGAGAGGGACAUAAAAGUGCUGCUGGGAAUCGAAUAGUUGCCAAGGUUGAGCCUUCAACAAUGUGGAUCGAUUUCGGACUUGUUAAUGCUGGCUUCAUUUUAUUGUCGGAGUAGUUUGUCCCUUAUUAAUAAAUUUCUACAUGUUAUUCUCUCUCGUGAUAAUGUUCUUGAAAAUGAUAUCCAGGCAUUUGCUAUUAUUAGUCCGCCAGUUUUUUUGUUCGUGGAAGAACAAUUUCUGACUUGAUGUGCUUGAUGUUUAUUUGUUUCCAUCU
This is a messenger RNA of Solanum dulcamara, 839 nucleotides long. Its product is annotated as probable glutathione peroxidase 8. Gene Ontology annotation, molecular function: glutathione peroxidase activity. The transcript is spliced from 6 exons. Bases 92 to 604 code for a protein of 170 amino acids. NCBI's taxonomy places the organism in Eukaryota, Viridiplantae, Streptophyta, Magnoliopsida, Solanales, Solanaceae. The record is from RefSeq and is a predicted model, not a curated record. Gene Ontology annotation, biological process: response to oxidative stress.